AUCCUCUGUAUCUUUAAUCUCUCCUUUCUUUCAUUAAAAUUCCCCUCUCCCCCUCUGUUUUCCUACUUUUACAAAGAAAACUUCGCUUAACAAGGAUUUCGUGAACCUGUGAAUACUAGAAAUAGUUUACUAUGUUCCAUUGUAUUUUCAACGCAGAGUUUGCUUAACUUGGCUCUGGCAAUGUCAAUGAAAGGAUGAACAAUGGAAUAUUCAGACCCUUCUGCUCGUCACGUGCCUUCUGCACUUCGCUCAUCUCACCCCAUCGACCAUUUCCUCAAAACCAUGACUUUGCUUCUCCCUCUACUUUAUUAUCCACUGCUCUGCAUCAUUACAUUAAUUCCGACACUCCUACCCACGGCCAAAAGAUCCAUUCUCGCAUUCUAAAAUCUGGGUUUGUUCCAAACACCAAUAUUUCCAUCAAGCUACUUAUUUUAUACCUGAAAUGCAACUGUUUGAGAUAUGCACGACAGGUGUUUGAUGAUUUGCGGGACCGAAGUUUAUCUGCUUAUAAUUAUAUGAUUAGUGGCUAUAUCAAACAAUGUAAGGUUGAAGAGUCUCUUGGUUUGGUGCGUAGGCUUUUAGUGUCUGGUGAGAAGCCUGAUGGGUUUACUUUUUCUAUGAUUUUAAAGGCGUCUACUUCUGGGUGUAAUGUUGCCUUGCUUGGUGAUCUAGGUAGAAUAGUGCAUACCCAGAUCCUCAAAUCUGAUGUUGAGAGAGAUGAAGUUCUUUGUACUGCACUGAUCGACUCUUAUGUGAAGAAUGGGAGGAUUGCUUACGCUAGGACUGUAUUUGAUGUGAUGUCAGAGAAGAACGUGGUAUGCUCUACAUCCCUCAUCUCUGGUUACAUGAAUCAAGGGUCUUUUGAAGAUGCUGAACGUAUAUUUAAGAAAACUUUGGACAGGGAUGUGGUAGUAUUUAAUGCGAUGAUAGAAGGCUACAGCAAGACAUCCGAAUAUGCGAGGAGAUCUCUUGAAGUUUACAUUGAUAUGCAACGGUUGAACUUUAGGCCAAAUGUUUCUACAUUUGCUAGUGUAAUUGGUGCCUGUUCCAUGCUUGCAGCAUUCGAAAUUGGGCAACAAGUACAAAGUCAGCUCAUAAAGACUCCAUUUUAUGCUGACAUUAAACUGGGAAGUGCCCUUAUAGACAUGUAUUCAAAGUGUGGAAGAGUCUCAGAUGCUCUAAGAGUUUUUUACCACAUGCGUGUGAAGAACGUGUUUUCGUGGACAUCUAUGAUUGAUGGAUACGGGAAGAAUGGAUUCCCUGAUGAAGCACUUGAGCUAUUUGGAAAGAUGCAAAAAGAAUAUGGCAUUGUACCCAAUUAUGUGACAUGCCUUAGUGCUCUCUCAGCUUGUGCACAUGCGGGACUCGUGGAUAAGGGCUGGGAGAUCUUUCACAGGAUGGAGAAUGAAUACCUGGUAAAGCCAGGGAUGGAGCAUCAUGCGUGCAUGGUUGAUUUGUUAGGACGAGCAGGAAGGCUGAAUCAGGCUUGGGAAUUUGUCAUGAGGAUGCCCGAGAGACCGAAUUCGGAUGUGUGGGCUGCUCUACUUAGUUCUUGCAGACUCCAUGGUAAUAUAGAGAUGGCAAAAUUAGCUGCAAAUGAACUUUUUAAGCUGAAUGCUACUGGAAGACCAGGGGCAUAUGUUGCACUAUCUAAUACUUUGGCAGAUGCUGGCAAAUGGGAAAGUGUAACUGAGCUUAGAGAAAUAAUGAAGGAGAGAGGUAUAUCCAAGGACACUGGCCGAAGUUGGGUAGGAGCUGAUAAUGUCUUUUAGUUCAUAUAAAAGGAGCAAAGAUGCACUACGGCAUUUUUCUGUUAAACGAGGGCUUUUGCACGAAAUUAGGCAAAUUUCUAUGGAAUAUUACAAAAAUAGGCAAAUUUCUCUGGAAUAUUAUAAAAAUAGGCAAAUUUUGGAUCAAAGAGAAGUCG
This is a messenger RNA of Vigna angularis (adzuki bean), 1927 nucleotides long. RefSeq names its product pentatricopeptide repeat-containing protein At1g28690, mitochondrial. Gene Ontology annotation, molecular function: protein binding; RNA binding. The record is from RefSeq and is a predicted model, not a curated record. Gene Ontology annotation, biological process: RNA modification. NCBI's taxonomy places the organism in Eukaryota, Viridiplantae, Streptophyta, Magnoliopsida, Fabales, Fabaceae. The transcript has a single exon. Bases 195 to 1772 code for a protein of 525 amino acids.